GGGCGGGGCCUGACCCAAACGCUGUGCUGGGCGGCUGCUGACCCUGUGGCAGGGAGCUGCCCGGGUGACAGGGUCAAGAGGCUGGUGUGCUGCCACGCUAGCUUCGUGAGCUCCUGCACCCACUCCAGCAGCACUCACUGCCCGGCGUCAUGCCCUCCUACACGGUCACUGUGGCCACCGGCAGCCAGUGGUUCGCGGGCACCGACGACUACAUCUAUCUCAGCCUCAUUGGAUCUGCGGGAUGCAGCGAAAAGCACCUGCUGGACAAGGCCUUCUACAACGACUUCGAGCGUGGCGCGGUGGACUCAUACGAUGUCACUGUGGAUGAAGAACUGGGUGAGAUCCAGUUAGUCAAAAUAGAGAAGCGUAAAUACUGGCUGCAUGAUGACUGGUACCUGAAGUACAUCACACUGAAGACACCCCAUGGGGACUACAUCGAGUUCCCAUGCUACCGCUGGAUCACAGGCGAGGGCGAGAUCGUCCUGAGGGAUGGACGUGCAAAACUGGCCCGAGAUGACCAAAUUCACAUCCUCAAGCAGCAUAGGCGGAAAGAGCUGGAAGCACGGCAGAAACAGUAUCGGUGGAUGGAGUGGAACCCUGGCUUCCCUUUGAGUAUUGAUGCCAAGUGCCACAAGGAUUUACCCCGAGACAUCCAGUUUGAUAGUGAAAAAGGGGUGGACUUUGUUCUGAACUACUCAAGAGCGAUGGAGAACCUGUUCAUCAAUCGCUUCAUGCACAUGUUUCAGUCUUCCUGGAAUGACUUUGCUGAUUUUGAGAAAAUCUUCGUCAAGAUCAGUAACACUAUUUCUGAGCGAGUCAAGAACCACUGGCAGGAGGAUCUCAUGUUCGGCUACCAGUUCCUGAAUGGCUGCAACCCCGUACUCAUCAAGCGCUGCACAGAGUUGCCCCAGAAGCUCCCAGUGACUACAGAGAUGGUGGAGUGCAGCCUAGAGCGGCAACUCAGUUUAGAACAAGAAGUACAGGAAGGGAACAUUUUCAUCGUGGACUACGAGCUUCUGGACGGCAUUGAUGCCAACAAAACUGACCCCUGCACACACCAGUUCCUGGCUGCACCCAUCUGCCUGCUUUAUAAGAACCUCGCCAACAAGAUUGUUCCCAUUGCCAUCCAGCUCAACCAAGCCCCUGGAGAGAAGAACCCAAUUUUUCUUCCUUCGGAUGCAAAAUAUGACUGGCUUUUGGCCAAAAUCUGGGUGCGUUCCAGUGACUUCCAUGUCCAUCAGACGAUCACCCACCUUCUGCGUACACAUCUGAUGUCUGAGGUGUUUGGUAUUGCCAUGUACCGCCAGCUGCCUGCUGUGCACCCCAUUUUCAAGCUGCUGGUAGCCCAUGUGAGGUUUACCAUCGCCAUCAACACGAAGGCCCGGGAACAGCUUAUCUGCGAGUAUGGCCUUUUUGACAAGGCCAAUGCCACCGGGGGUGGCGGGCAUGUGCAGAUGGUGCAGAGGGCUGUCCAGGACCUGACCUAUUCCUCCCUGUGCUUUCCGGAGGCCAUCAAGGCCCGGGGCAUGGACAGCACUGAGGACAUCCCCUACUACUUCUAUCGAGAUGAUGGACUGCUGGUGUGGGAGGCCAUCCUGUCGUUCACAAGUGAGGUGGUGAACAUCUACUACGAGAAUGACCAAGUGGUGGAGGAGGACCAGGAGCUGCAGGAUUUUGUGAAGGACGUUUACGUGUAUGGCAUGCGGGGCAGAAAAGCCUCAGGCUUCCCCAAGUCCAUCAAGAGCAGGGAGAAGUUGUCUGAGUACCUGACUGUGGUGAUCUUCACAGCCUCGGCCCAGCAUGCAGCUGUAAACUUCGGCCAGUAUGACUGGUGUUCCUGGAUCCCCAAUGCUCCUCCAACUAUGCGGGCCCCACCGCCCACGGCCAAGGGUGUGGUGACCAUCGAGCAGAUCGUGGAUACUCUACCAGACCGUGGCCGCUCAUGCUGGCAUCUAGGCGCAGUGUGGGCACUGAGCCAGUUCCAAGAAAAUGAGCUGUUUCUGGGCAUGUACCCAGAGGAGCACUUCAUUGAGAAGCCAGUGAAAGAAGCCAUGAUCCGAUUCCGCAAGAACCUGGAGGCCAUCGUCAGUGUGAUUGCUGAACGCAAUAAGAACAAAAAGCUCCCCUACUACUACCUGUCACCAGACAGGAUUCCCAACAGUGUAGCCAUCUAAGCCUGGCCUUCCCUGGUCCAGCAUCUCUCCAGAAAGGCCAGUGGCUUUACCAGCCAAACCCCAGCUUGCCUGGCAGGCUCUAAGGUGGACCUUCGGGCAGCUGGUGCCUCUUCCUUCCCAGUUAGCAGUGCUGCUCCUGGGCCUGGCUGUUCGAGGAUGGGGGAUAUCACAAAGCUUCAGCACAUGCUCCUGCUUCUUCCUGUCUUUGGUGGAAGUAUGUACACAGUACAGAGACCCCACCACCACCUGGCGUGGGGCUGUGUAGCUGUGACCCCCAGCCCAGCGCCUCCACCCUAAGUAGCAACCGUGCAGCAGAGUUAGUGACGCCUGUUCUGGUUGGGUCAUGGUUACCUUAUUCUGUGUAUGUUUGGUCCAGUUGCUCGCGCAUAGUAGGUGCCUAAAGGAACUUCUUAAAGAGUUUGUUGUACAAUCCAGGUGUCAUUCCACAUGCCAUGUUCCAGCCACCCCCAAAUUCCCUGUUCUCCUUCGAUCACCAAUAAAAACCCAAAGUCUACUACCUUCCCCAGCUCCCAAGAUCUUUCCCACCUCCACACCAAUAGCCCCUUUCUAGUUUUGUGGACUCUACGGGUAUUCCAUAUUAAACACACAAAUCUAAAGAUUUGAAUUCAUGCUAAGAUCCAUAUAUGACUGAGAACAUGUGACAUCUGUCUUCCUGUUUCUGGUCACAUCACUCAGUAUAGUGCGUCCCAGUUCUAUCCAUUUACCUGCAUAUUUUGUUUCUUUGUAGAUGAACAAAAUUCCGUUACACAUUUUCAGUAUCCAUUCACCAGCUAAAGGACCUCUUGGCUAUUCCCUAGAUUCUGCUAUUGCCAUCACAAAUGAGCAGCCUUCCCUAAAGAAGGGGAGCCCUGGAAGGGCAGGGCAGCCACCUCAUCUGUUCCUGUGUCCUGGGCUAGCACAGGCAUCCAUGUCUGCAUCCCCCCUUCUUCCAGCAGGGCAUCUGGCUGAUGCUUGCCCCUUGAGGCAGGCUUGUUGUGACUAAAGGAAGUAACCCAGACACCAAAGCCAAUGCCACCCGGAUCUUAGCAUCUAUUCAAAUCCUCUUCUGCUCUUACCUUGGACGCCCCUCUCCCCACGGCCUCACUAUUCUUUACUGAUGUGUGUGGGCUGGAAAGGGCAUCCUUGUUUCCCCACUGGAAAACACUCUCAUCACAAACUUCCUUUGUAAAGAAAAGCUUUAUUGCUACCUUUAGACACCCCGUGUACAGCACAAACAAAUCCCCUGCACUGAGAAUUAUUCAAGCGGUAAUACUGAGAAACAGUGAACAUACACAAAAGGAUUAAAAAAUUAGACAUUUAGAUUACUAGAAAUUGUCUAAGAAAAAUUUUAAAUGUGAAGUGCUUUUUAGAAACUACACUACACACACCAGUGUAAAUUUGGUUUUUAUUAACAAUCCAUUUUAAACAUGGCAUCUAAAUGUGCACCAGUUACACACCUUCAUCAAUCACUUCCAACACAAAGACAAAUGCCCCAUCUCCCGAUGCUCUGGGCUUUUCCUGGGCUACUGAUACAAGCUGUAUUAUUUCAAACCAGGUUUAAUGGGGUGGUAUUUCAAAUAUGCAUGUGCAUCUAACCACACCCACAAGAUUAUAGCUCUUUACCCUGCCCAUCUGGUCUUUGGCCUCCUGUCAUUUAGACACCACCCAAGGCCUUGAACUGUUCCCUCCCCCACUGCCUGAGGUCUGCACAUCUGAGUCCAGGUGGAGACACCCACAGGUUUGGAAACUAGGCCUCCAUGACUAAAGAAUGUGCUAAAGGCAGAAGGGAGAAACAAAGAGACCUGGAGUAAGGAGAGAACUUUACACCAUUUCCAGGAAAUUCUUACAAUAAACUUGGGCAUAACCCCACCUCUUUAUUUGUGGCAGCUGAAGUCAAAGGUGUGCCAAUGGGUCCAUGACAUAUGGGGCAAAGGCCAGGUUAGGGCUGACAGUGACACCCUGAGACUAUUUCCUUCUUCUGCAUUUGACACACAAGCUUAAGCCCUCCUGGCCCAGGCAUCCAUCAUCCUAGAUCUGCUUGGUUCAGCCAUAUGCCAUCUUCCCACUACAUCCAGGCUCAAGCUGAGGAGAAAUGAAGUAGACAGAUAACCCUGCAAAACUAUUCAGAAGGCAAGCAGACACAGACUAGGGGAGCCUGGGCAGACCCGGAGCCCUGCCAUCCUGCUUCACAGCACAUGCCUUGUCGGUCUCCUGGGCUGAGUCACCAACAGGUACAGCUGUGUGCUAGAUUAGAGAGCCUGUAGGGAAAAUGAGGAAGGGGUAGCUGGGAGGGGAAGGAUGAACGACAGAGUAGCCGGAGAAGAGAUGGAGUUAGGCCUUCCUGAAAUGAAGAGAACAACAUGAAAGCCAUGGUUCUACGUCACGUUAUCUAUGUGGGGUACAAGGCCCCUGGGACAGCUGUGCAGGACUACCCCCAAUGAGG
Molecule: messenger RNA, 4617 nt
Organism: Onychomys torridus (southern grasshopper mouse)
Lineage: Eukaryota; Metazoa; Chordata; Mammalia; Rodentia; Cricetidae
Gene: Alox5
Product: arachidonate 5-lipoxygenase
Exons: 14
Coding region: 150-2174 (674 amino acids)
Biological process (GO): lipid oxidation; linoleic acid metabolic process
Cellular component (GO): nuclear envelope
Molecular function (GO): protein binding; iron ion binding; arachidonate 5-lipoxygenase activity
Source: RefSeq, a predicted model, not a curated record